This is a messenger RNA of Closterium sp. Naga37s-1, 351 nucleotides long. Lineage: Eukaryota; Viridiplantae; Streptophyta; Zygnematophyceae; Desmidiales; Closteriaceae. The record is from the annotation of a GenBank genome assembly.
AUGAGGGGCUGUGGGGCGCGUUUCUUGCUGGGGCGUGCGUUUCUGGCUAGGGGCACGCGUUUUGACUGGGGUGCACGCUCUGGCUGGGGCGCACACUCUGGCUGGGGCGCGCGCUCUGGUGGAGUGGCGCGCUGCACUGCUAGGGUCACGCGCUGCUCUGCUGGGGUGCGCGCUGCUUUGCUUGGUGGCAAGCGCUGCUUUGCCGGCGCACACGCUGCUCUGCUGGUUGGCGCGUGCUAUUAUGCUGGGGUGGGCGCUGCUCUGCAGGGUGGCGUGCACUGCUCUGCAAGGCCGCGCGCUGCUCUGCUGAGUCGCGCGUGCUACUCUGCUGAUGCACACGCUGCUAUGUAG